AUGGCGGAAGAUGCUGCUGCAACCACCGGAGCCCCAACCCUAUCCGAGCAAUAUUUAUUGAAGGGAAAAGAAGAGCAGACAGAUGCUGUUUCAAAAUCCGUAGAAGUAAAAGAAGACAAGAACCCAGUGGCUGUUGUUUCUGAGGAAGUUGUGGAGAAAGCUGAGGAACCAUCAGCUCCUGCUGCUGAAGAAAAAACUGAAGAUACUCCUGCUGCUGCUGAAGAAAGCACUGAAACGCCCACUACUGCCGAAAGCAACAGUGAAGAUGUCCCUGUUGCUGCUGAAGAAGCUGCAGAAGAGAACUCAGGAGAAGAAGCUGCAGAAGGGAAGCGAGAGAUUAAGGUUGAGACAGCACCAGCUGAUUACCGUUUCCCAACUACAAAUCAAACAAGGCACUGCUUUACCAGAUACAUUGAAUAUCAUCGGUGCGUAGCUGCCAAGGGUGAAGGUGCUUCAGAGUGUGAUAAGUUUGCCAAAUAUUAUCGUUCUCUCUGCCCUAGUGAAUGGGUAGAGAGAUGGAAUGAGCAAAGGGAGAAUGGCACAUUUCCAGGUCCCCUGUAG
Dovyalis caffra is the source of this 561-nucleotide messenger RNA. The record is from the annotation of a GenBank genome assembly. NCBI's taxonomy places the organism in Eukaryota, Viridiplantae, Streptophyta, Magnoliopsida, Malpighiales, Salicaceae.